GCUCACUCCCUCCACUGACAAAAACGAAAACAAAACAAAAGGCAGAUAGAUAGAGAAAGAGGCUCGGGAACUGAGUUCGGAAGCGAGCUAAAGAAGCUACCUCCACCCCCUACGAGACCAGAGAAACGCGCAAAAGCUGGUGAGCCUUCUUUUCCGAAACUAGGGUUUUCUGGGGUUUUGUCGCACCACGAAAACCAUCCAAACACCAACAACAACCACCUGUGCAAGUGCAACAACCUGUGAACUCGGACCACCAAAGAUUUCUCUCAACUUCUGCAGAGGUGUGGGUCAGGGGGCUUUGAAGGAAAGAUCAUUUACUUUUUUCCCUGUUGCCACUUUUACUCGAGGAUAAAAGAAUAUGCAGACGCCAAAAGCAAGAGCUGGCUCUUUGGAAGUGCCGCAGAGGAAAUCUCCUGCAACACCUCGGACUGCUCGCCAACUCAAGACUCCAGUUGCAGAUUCUGAUUCAGUUUCCUCAUCUCCACAUCCAGCCAGUAGGACGCCAAAAGGAAGUCCUAAAGUUAUGGAACGCAGGUCACCACGAAGCCCAAUGUCUGAGAAGAAGCGCCCAAGCAGAGUGUCUGAAUUGGAGUCGCAGCUUGCUCAACUCCAAGAGGAUCUGAAAAAGGCAAAGGACCAACUGAACUCAUCUGAGUCAUGGAAGAGGAGAGCCCACCAGGAGGCUGAAGAGGCCAAGAAGGAUCUCUUAGCCAUGUCAGCAAAUCUUGAGGAAUCCCAGCAGCAGCUGCUGGAGAUUUCUGCUUCUGAAGAAGCUCGGCUUCAAGAGCUCCGCAAAAUCUCCCAGGAUCGUGAUCGAGCAUGGCAAUCUGAACUUGAGGCUGUCCAGAGGCAGCACACAAUGGAUUCUGCCGCCUUGGCUUCUGCUAUGAAUGAAAUUCAGAAGCUCAAAGUUCAGCUGGAGAUGGUGGCUGAAUCAAAAGCUACCCAAGCUAAGAACGUAGAGUCAGCACAUGCUGAGAUUGGGGGCUUGAGAAUGGAACUUUCCAGAACUCUAUCUCUUGUUGAAAAGUUGAAAACUGAGCUCCAUGAUUGCAAAGAAUCUGAAGCUCAGGCUCUAGAAGUUAUUAGUAAAACUCAAAGGGAAUUGGAAGAAGCCAAUGCAACUGCAGAAAUGCUCCGGUCAGAUGGCAUCAAUGCCAUGGGGGCUUACAACUCCUUGUCAUUGGAGUUGGAGCAAUCAAAAGUUCAAGUGAAAUCAAUGGAAGAACUUGUGAGCAAACUCCAGGCGGAUCUGGUUGAUAGCAGCAGCAACAAGUUGGUGGAUCCUACAGACAAUUGUAAAACUGUUCAGGAAAAUGGAGAAAAUGAGGAUGCUAACCAGCUGAAAGCAGAGCUUAACUUUCUGAAACUUGAGGUGGGUCAAUUGAAAGCUGCUUUAGAUGCAGCUGAGAUCAGGUACCAGGAGGAAUAUAUUCAGAGCACAUUGCAGAUUAGAAGUGCUUAUGAACAAAUUGAACGUACAAAAUCAGAAUCAUGCAAAAGAGAGGCUGAAUUGGAGGCAGAAGUAGAGAAAUGUAAGGCUCAUAUCGAAGUGUUGAGGGCUCAUUUGACGGAUAAGGAAACUGAAUUGCAGAGUAUUUCAGAUGAAAAUCAGGAGCUGAAUUUAAAGAUUGGUACAAAUCUAUCAAGUGAAAAAGAAGCCAAACUCACAAUGGAGCUACAGAAGUCGGAGGCAGAUUUAGGAGAGUUGAAGGCGAGUUUGUUGGAUAAGGAGACAGAGUUGCAGAAUAUCGCCGAGGAAAAUGAAGUGCUCAAAAUGGAAAUUCAGAAGAGGGACAUGGAGAGGAAUCAGGUUAAUGAUGAGGCUGUUGCUUCAACAGAAGCAGCAAGGGCUGCAGAGCGAGAGGCUCUGAUGAAACUUGGCUAUCUAACCGAGGAAGCAGAAAAAAGUAGCAGAAGAGCAGCUCGGGUUACUGAGCAGCUGGAUGCAGCCCAGGCUGCAAAUUCAGAAAUGGAGGCUGAGUUGAGGAGGUUAAAGGUACAGUCAGACCAGUGGAGAAAGGCUGCUGAGGCAGCCGCUGCUAUACUUUCUUCGACAGGGAACAACGGGAAAUUUAUGGACAGAACAGGUUCUCAUGACAGCAACUACAAUCCUUUGGGUUCACCUUAUUCAGAAGACAUGGAUGACGACUCACCCAAGAAGAAAAAUGUGAACAUGUUGAAGAAGAUUGGGGUGCUAUGGAAGAAAGGCCAGAAAUAGAUGGGGAUUAUGUGGCUGGUAGCAUAUGCGUCUGAAUAUUGUUUUACUGCUAUUGGUAUUAUUCCAUUUUCCGUGAUUUUCUCUCCAUUUCAUCCUGACAGGUAUUUUAUUUUGGUGGGUGGGAGCAGCUGAAUUUCAGUGAAUGUGGUAAAAACAAAAUAGUAAGCUCUUUUGCAGACUGUAUAGAGUAAUGUGAAAAAAACUGGUGAACUUUUGUAGUUCCAUCUGUUUUAAUUUGGUGUAUGUGGUGGCUCUGGAUCGAGGCAAUAUGUAUUGUAUGUUCUUUUCUUUUGGACAUCUUUCUGUUUAGGCUUUGAAGCAGUUGAGUAUUGGGUAUUUGAGCCCUGAGGUGAACUCCUUUGGAGUAUUACUUUGUUAUUGAAUUGCUUUAUCUUGUAUAAGAAGAAAUUCGCCAUCCCGUCAGCAUUGGCUUCAUUAUUGUUACUACU
This is a messenger RNA of Corylus avellana, 2670 nucleotides long. It is a transcript of the gene RIP2, whose product is annotated as ROP interactive partner 3. The record is from RefSeq and is a predicted model, not a curated record. NCBI's taxonomy places the organism in Eukaryota, Viridiplantae, Streptophyta, Magnoliopsida, Fagales, Betulaceae.